Sesamum indicum (sesame) is the source of this 2060-nucleotide messenger RNA. It is a transcript of the gene CT-BMY, whose product is annotated as chloroplast beta-amylase. Lineage: Eukaryota; Viridiplantae; Streptophyta; Magnoliopsida; Lamiales; Pedaliaceae. Gene Ontology annotation, biological process: polysaccharide catabolic process. The record is from RefSeq and is a predicted model, not a curated record. Gene Ontology annotation, molecular function: beta-amylase activity.
AUGGCUUUAACACUUCGUUCUUCAACUUCAUUUAUCAAUCUAAAAGAUAAUAGAAGUUUUAAAACGCCUGAUGAUUUCUCUAGCAUAGUUGGCUUCGCCCAAAUCAAACCAUCAUGCCAGCUGCGUUCAAAGAAUUCCACACAAGAAGCUCAAACUGCAUGGCCAGAAAGAGCCUCCUUACUUGCAGAAGGGAGGAAAAACGAGCGGAGAGAGAAACUUCAUGGAUUGGCAGGCCCUCAGAGCCAUAAUAAUUUGAGGGUACCUGUGUUUGUGAUGCUACCACUUGACACAAUAUCUAUAGGGGGGAGUUUGAACAAACCACGAGCCAUGUUGGCUAGCUUGGUGGCCUUAAAGAGUGCUGGAGUUGAAGGAGUUAUGGUUGACGCAUGGUGGGGACUAGUAGAGAAAGAUGGACCUUUGAAAUACAACUGGGAAGGCUAUGCUGAGCUCAUAAAGAUGGUUGAAAAGCUCGGCUUGAAGCUUCAAGUUGUCAUGUCUUUUCAUCAAUGUGGAGGAAAUGUUGGAGACUCUUGCAGUAUUCCCCUACCACCAUGGGUGCUUGAAGAGAUUAGCAAAAAUCCUGACCUUGUCUAUACAGAUAGGUCAGGUCGGCGCAACCCUGAGUACAUAUCAUUGGGUUGCGACUCACUACCUGUUCUUAGAGGUAGAACGCCAAUCCAGGUUUAUUCUGACUAUAUGAGGAGUUUUAGAGAGAGAUUCAAAGACUACCUGGGGGAUGUUGUAGUGGAGAUCCAAGUGGGGAUGGGACCUUGCGGAGAACUAAGAUAUCCAUCCUAUCCAGAAAGCAACGGCACCUGGAGAUUUCCUGGAAUAGGGGAAUUCCAGUGCUACGACAAGUAUAUGAGAGCUUCACUGGAAGCAGCAGCAAAGGCAAUUGGAAAGGAUGACUGGGGACGAGGAGGUCCCCACGAUGCCGGUCAAUACAACCAGUUCCCAGAAAACACUGGAUUUUUUGGGAGGGAUGGUACAUGGAAUGGUGAAUAUGGACAGUUCUUUUUAAAAUGGUAUUCUGAAAAGCUAAUUGAUCAUGGAGAAAAAAUUCUCACAACAGCAGAAAGAAUAUUUCAAGGAACUGGAGCCAAACUAUCUGGAAAAGUGGCAGGAAUUCAUUGGCAUUACAAAACAAGAUCCCAUGCAGCAGAACUAACAGCAGGGUACUAUAAUACUAGGCAUCGAGAUGGUUACCUAGCAAUAGCAAGAAUGUUCAGUAAACAUGGUGUUGUAUUCAAUUUUACAUGUAUGGAGAUGAGGGAUGGAGAACAACCAGGUGAAGCUAACUGCUCACCAGAAGGUCUAGUUCGGCAAGUUAAGUUGGCAACUAAAACUGCUGGAGCAGAACUUGCUGGAGAAAAUGCACUAGAGAGGUAUGAUGGAGGAGCAUUCUCGCAAGUUUUGGCAACAGGUAGGUCGGGAUCAGGAAAUGGACUGAAUGCAUUUACUUAUUUAAGAAUGAAUAAGAGGUUGUUUGAAGCAGAUAACUGGAGAAAUUUUGUUGAAUUUGUAAGAAGUAUGUCUGAAGGUGGUCAAAACACAAGACUUCCAGACAGCGACAGGAUUGGGACAGACCUGUAUGUCGGAUUUAUCAAACAAAAUAAUGUGAGGAAGACAUGUGAAGCUGCCCUUGUCUAAUUGUACAUGUAAACCAGUGCAAAGUUAAGUGGUCGAAUGUAGUCAGUCAGAAAAAUAUGAAGGAGAGCUUUAUCGGAAAAAAAAAAUGAAGGAGAGGAAGAAGUUAAAGACACUCAGAAGUAUAUAUUGCAACAGAUUUACUGAGUCACCUUGCUCUAGCCAAAGGCUGACAACGUAACUUUCCUGACAGGAGACUGGAUACAGAUAAUUCAUAAAUCUGCUAAAGGAGUUAGAGCUUGAGGGAACUACCUGAGGUAUCCAAAAAAGUCAGUUAAAUAGAUAUUAAUUCAUAUCUUGUUCGAAGGAAUUAGUGGAGUUCCUGUACAAAACUUUUAUAUUAUUUUUUCUCCUAUUUGUUAAAAUAUAAUGAACGCUGUAAACUUGACGUCUACAGACUGUCAAAAAUGAAA